Messenger RNA from Lachancea mirantina, 2127 nucleotides. The record is from the annotation of a GenBank genome assembly. Lineage: Eukaryota; Fungi; Ascomycota; Saccharomycetes; Saccharomycetales; Saccharomycetaceae.
AUGCGCAUUUUACGUAAAUAUGACGUUUUCAAAGCAAGGUCCUCACCGAUGAGCUUUCGACCUGGAAUGGGUGUAAGAAAUAUUCCAUCGCAGCGGCAGUUUCUGUCAAUGAAGCCAGAUGUCGAAACGGUUACGGACUCAAUUGAAGACCCUAAUAAUCAAGAAGGGCUCGAAAAAUUGAAAAGCACGAGAGGCAAGAAAUUGAAACCUUCAAAAAGCCCUAUUGUAGUUUUAAAUCCCAGGGAAGCGGGACUAUUUCGCAAGCGGAAAGUUUCCGGUCAUUUUAGAUCUCAUGGAAGGGUGCGAGAGAAGUUGAGCGCUUUGGAUGGUGUCUAUUUGGAGAGAAACAAAACUGGCGCUGGUUUUUCGUCCAGCGAUCUCCUGAAAGAAAUUGAAUCACAGCGGCGAAAACUAUUAGUUUUUAAAAGCCCUGUAGCCAGAGAGCAAGUUAUCAAGUCGAUUCACGAUCUUCAGCCUCCAGACGAUAAAAAAAUGAUGUCUCAAAAAAGAUACGAGCAGUUGUUUGGGAUUUUGAAAAGUGCCUACACUUUGCCCCAAUUGAAGGAUUUUGCCAGGUGCUUCUUCAAUACCCCAGCCAACUCAACCAUUCCUAAAAAAUUGUUAAUUCCAAGAAUUCUUAAUGACUUCUGGGGCUGCACGGUAAGUGAAAGAAUAAGUGAGAACGAUGAUUUGAUUGUCGAACGUGUCAUCGACGUCGAAACGCGGGACAUGUAUUUACUUCUAUUGACGAACAACGGUAAAAUCAUGCAAAAUUUCGCAAGACUGGGCGCAACUGUCGCUGUGGCUCUCAACGAAAAUAAAAUCAUAGUCAGAGGAUCUGGUUCUUUGGUAAAAUAUGUGGAGGUAUCCAUUCGAAAGAUCUUAGCCAAUGUUCAGAGAGAAAUCCUUCCCAUGAACGAUAUAAUUUCCAACCACACGCCAAGAAAUGAAUCGCUCAAAAUUAGCGUCAGCAAAAUUUUGGAGCUCAUUCAAAAAGAGUGCGCAGUCUUUUUCGAAAGACUAUUGGAGGACGACUCCAAUAGCUAUCUUGCAACCGCUUUUGGGGCUCGUCGCGUUGAAAAGGCCAGGAAACUUAUUUUACGUGCGCUCGACUAUUCACCUCAGAAAAGUAACUACACGAAACUAGUUACAGCCGAGAAUCGCAAAGAAUACAAACUCUACCCCUUCGCAGACUAUCAAUGUCUUGAUUGGUUAAAUAAGAACGAGAAUUGGUUCAGGCUGCAAAAGCCUGUCUUCAAAGGUGCAGAGCUGGAGAAGACAUUUCCAGGGCCGUCUCUGCUUAACGAGGAUAUCAUAAAGGAGACCUAUGAUCAUCUGUUCGACAAAAUUGAUUCUAAAAUAUUACUCGCUGAAAAGCCAGAAAGCAGAAUUCUAAGCGCUACUUUGGGCCAGCUCUUGAAGACAGAAGACGGAGAGCAUACCAUAUUCCAGCCUAGAGUUCCUCAAAUUAUACCCAAACUCAAAAGAUUAGCUUUGUGGGAUGAAUAUGAAAUUGAGAGCGGUGAAAUAGGCUCGGAUUACCACGAAUAUUACGUUCAAUUGCGUUUUAUUCCCAACCUUUCGAGUUGUCCUAAUCUGGACUACGUUCCACCAAUUGAGCUCUGGUUCGAUCUCGAUGAAUCCGACAGGGCAGUUGGCACAAGCCUCCGUUGUAUCUUGCACACUGAGGAUAGAAAUGUUCAUUUGCAGACUCCCGAUUUAAUGUACGAUUGGCAGCUCAAUGUCGACAGCUCUCAAGAAAUCGUAGAGCCCUACGAGAAUAAUCCAGAGACGUGGCUGAAGGAUCAGCCAGGUUUGAAAGAGUUCCUGCUCAAUGCGGAUCUCACUUUUGGUGCUCAAAGAAAGCCUUUCGUUCCGAAUUCGCUGUCUUUAGAUUUAAAAUUUUGUCAGGAAGGGAAACAACGUCUAGUAAACUUCGAUUAUGUGGAUAUCAAAUACCGUCGUGUACUGAAGUUGAAAUAUAUGGACAAAUAUCUGGUCCAGCUCUCGGAUGUCAGAGGUGAAUCAGAAGGAGCAAAAUACACUCAGGUCGAUAUCGUUGGUACCGGCGUACAGGAGAUCGACAAAUUUGAAAAUUUCAUUCGAGAUGUGAUUGAAAUUCAUUGA